Messenger RNA from Diaporthe batatas, 1116 nucleotides. RefSeq lists its product as uncharacterized. The transcript has 3 exons. NCBI's taxonomy places the organism in Eukaryota, Fungi, Ascomycota, Sordariomycetes, Diaporthales, Diaporthaceae. Bases 1 to 1116 code for a protein of 371 amino acids. The record is from RefSeq and is a predicted model, not a curated record.
AUGACACUGGAGCCUUGGCAGACGUGGGAGCCUCCACAUGUGCACAAGUACGACGCGGCUUCUGGAGCCCGUAAACAAUGGCGUCUUCAGUUCCAGGGCGUCUUCAGUUCCAGGGCGUCUUCAGUUCCAGGGCGUCUUCAGUUCCAGGGCGUCUUCAGUUCCAGGGCGUCUUCAGUUCCAGGAGCGCCAGAGCUCAUUUUCGGCUGCGGUGGCCUUGGGAGUGAGUUCAAGGGAAAGGGCUCGAUAGCAGAGGUCCUCCAAACGCUCAAAGAUAUGGGUGUCAACCGUCUCGAUACGGCGGCUCUAUACCCCCCGGACGAUAUGGGAGCAUCGCAGCGUCUUCUCGGAGAGGCCGAAGCCGCACAAAUGGGGUUUGAGAUCGAUACAAAGGUUAAGAUCGGCUUGACCGGAUUCAAGGGAACCCUAGAGCCGAAGAAGAUCGCAAGCUCUAUUACAGAGAGCUACAAUAGCUUGAAGCUAGAUGAUCGGGUUAUCAACGUCUUUUACCCACAUACCCCAGACGUAGCCACCCCUUUAGAGGAGCAGGCUGAUGGGUUUGACGCACAAUACAGAAAGGGGCUGUUCAAGAAGCUCGGCGUUUGCAACUUCUCGGCCGACAUGCUCGCUGAGUUCAUCGACAUCUGUGAGCGCAAGGGCUACGUCAAACCCACGGUAUACCAGGGCCUAUACAACCUCAUCGACCGCCGCCACGAGGGACCGGUGGUUGACCUAGUCCGCAAGCACGGGAUGCAGUUCGUCGCCCAUAGCCCGCAUGCCAGCGGGUUCCUACGUGGGUCUCUGACAACCGGUCAGGUAGAGGGGACUCGCUUUUCCGAGGGGAAUAUCAUGUCUCUGGACGCGCGCCGGUACGACAAAGAGAAGUACCACGCCGCCAUCCGCCUUCUCGACAGUACGCUCGAGCCUUACGGCAUCCCCAAAACGGAGGUCUCGCUGCGGUGGCUCGCAUUUCACUCGAAGCUCACCACCCAGGAUGCUAUUAUCUUCGGGGCGAGCAAGAUGCAUCAGCUCGAGCAGAACAUCGCAGCAAUUGGCAAGGGUCCGCUUCCUGAAGAGGUUGUCGAGGCUUUGGAUCGCUUCUGGGAGGCUUGGCAGUAG